Molecule: messenger RNA, 1743 nt
Organism: Rotaria sp. Silwood2
Lineage: Eukaryota; Metazoa; Rotifera; Eurotatoria; Philodinida; Philodinidae
Source: the annotation of a GenBank genome assembly
AUGUCAAUUUAUUCUCUGUUUGUUGAUCAAAAUACUAAUGAUCUCUAUAUAUCGGAUAUCGGUGCUUAUACCUUUCGAAUUCAACGAUGGACACUCAAUGGUGCAACUGCUGGUGUCACAGUGGCAGGUGCUAAUGGACCAGGACCAGCACUGAAUCAAAUAUCUGUUAUCUAUGGCCUGUUUGUAGAUUUAAAUAGUAAUAUUUUUAUUUCCGAUAUUAAUUAUCAUCGUGUAACAAAAUGGACUCCAAAUGCAAUCAGUGGAAUACUUGUAGCUGGUACCGGAGUGAGUGGAUCGAAUCUUACUCAACUCAACGCACCCCAAGGAAUAUGGAUCGAACAAAGUGGGAACUUAUUCGUUGCUGAUACGGGAAACCAUCGAGUAGUGAAAUGGAUUAACGGAGCAACGACUGGAAUUCUUGUGGCUGGAGGUCAAGGCCCAGGGUCGUCAUCAUUGCAGCUAAACAGCCCUUCUUCUGUUAUUGUGGAUGUCUACGGAAAUCUUUUUGUUCUUGAUCAAGGAAACAGUCGAAUUCAGCAAUUUACCCCUGGCAACUUGAUUGGCGUUACUAUUUUUGAUGGUUCACGCAAUGCAACAUUUAGUGGCCUAGUCUAUAGCAUGGUAAUGGACAGUUUCGGAAAUCUAUAUGUAGCCGAUUAUUAUGGGAGUAGAGUACAGAAGAUCUCUUUAGUAUCUGCCAGUGUUUGCACAGCAAGCACUACACCAUCUACGAAUAAUUGUUCCAGUCUCAUCUUCAAUCCCAAUGCAAAUACUGUUAUUUCCAAUCUAACAGGAAACCCAUAUGCUGUUGCACUAGAUGCUUACAACAAUAUCUAUGUCACUGAUUCUACUAUUCGCGUCUAUAAAUUUUCAGGAAAUACAACGUUACCCACAUCGGCCAACGUUAUCAUACCCAUGACAAAUCAAACAAUUAACACUGGUGGUUCAACACUAAGUCAAAUUGGUCUCAUUAAUGCACUUUUUAUUGAUCAAGCAUCAAACAACAUAUACUUAUCGGAUACGGGUUCAUAUUGUCCACCAACUUAUUGCUACUAUUAUGCAAUGAACAAUUAUCGUAUUCAACUUUGGUCACUCGUUCCAGGAACAGUAGCAGGAACAACUGUGGCAGGAAUCGGUGUAUAUGGUGCUCCAGGAUUAUAUAACACAAUAGCAACAAGUUACGGUCUCUAUUUAGAUUCAAAUGGUACUUUAUUUGUUUCAGAUUAUGGAAAUCAUCGUGUAACAAAAUGGAUUCGAAAUAGUGUCUCAGGAAUAUUUGUAGCUGGUACUGGUAUAUCCGGUUCGAAUCUUACGUAUCUUAAUGGUCCACGUGGUGUAUGGGUAUAUGGUAAUGGAGAUUUACUUGUUGUCGAUUCUUAUAAUCACCGUGUAGUGAAAUGGUCAAUGAAUGCAACAAGUGGUAUUCUUGUAGCUGGUGGAUUAGGUCAGGGACCAUUCUCAGUUCAAUUGAGUUAUCCAACUGCAAUUGUCAUGGAUAGUUACGGAAACAUGUUUAUUUUGGAUUCGGGUAAUCAACGUAUUCAACUAUUUACACCUGGAAGUAAUAUUGGCAUAACAGUAUUUGAUGGAUCUUAUAACAGUGCAUUUAGUAUGAGCUCUUCUAGUAUGGCGAUGGAUUCAUUUGGAAAUUUGUACGUUCCAGAUUUUAAUGGUAUGCGUAUCCAGAAGAUCAAUGUUGUCUCAAGUAGUUCAUGUACAGGUAUGUUAUGUAGUAGACAAUGA